Dichotomopilus funicola is the source of this 4227-nucleotide messenger RNA. Its product is annotated as ankyrin repeat-containing domain protein. The transcript has 4 exons. The record is from RefSeq and is a predicted model, not a curated record. Gene Ontology annotation, biological process: nucleoside metabolic process; protein localization to ciliary inversin compartment. The coding region runs from base 1 to 4227 and encodes 1408 amino acids. Gene Ontology annotation, molecular function: catalytic activity; protein binding. Lineage: Eukaryota; Fungi; Ascomycota; Sordariomycetes; Sordariales; Chaetomiaceae. Gene Ontology annotation, cellular component: ciliary inversin compartment.
AUGGGAUCGAUUGUCGGGCCUCGAUCCCACAACGACUACACCAUCGGAUGGGUGUGCGCGCUGCCUAAGGAGCAGGCGGCGGCGAAGGCCAUGCUAGACGCGUACCAUCCCACCCUCGGAAAGCCGCCGGGCGACAAUAACAAGUAUAUUCUGGGGUCCAUAGGCGAGCACAAUAUUGCCAUCACUUGCCUGCCCAUAGACCAGACAGGCACCAUCCCCGCCGCCAUCGUUGCCGCGCGGAUGGCGUCGACCUUUCCGCGCAUCAAGCUCGGCUUGAUGGUCGGGAUCGGCGGCGGCGUGUCUCGCGAAGUACGACUCGGCGACGUGGUUAUCGGCACGCGCGUGGUCCAGUGGGAUAUGGGCAAAGCCAAGGAGGGUGGCAGCUUUGAGCGGACCCGGGCCUUGAACAUUCCGCCCACCGCGCUCCUGUCGGCCCUGUCGGCCAUGGAGAGCGCGCGCCCGCUGGAAGGGCCCAAGAUAUUUGAAUACCUCGCUGGCCUGAAGGGGAAGUGGCCAAAUAUGGACUCCAAGUACUUCUGGUCUGACUCGCUCGAGGAUGUCUUGUUCAAGGCAAGCUACGCCCACGUCAAGACGAGCGCCGUUGACGGCAACGAUAAGGAGAAGAACUGCCGACGCUGCGACAAGACUAUGGUGGAGAAGAGGGAUGCCCGGGGUGCCCAAGGCGCCCAGAUGCACUACGGCUUGGUCGCGUCGGGCAACCAGGUCAUCAAGGACGCGGUCUUCCGGGACAAGCUGAACAAGGAUCUUGGCGGUGAUGUGCUCUGUGUCGAGAUGGAAGCCGCUGGGCUGAUGAACAAUUUUCCGUGUCCAACCGUGGCGGCGGCCACGGCCAAGGAGCUUCUGCAAUAUCUCUCGGCCGAUGUUGUGGAGAAGGAGCCCGCCAUCAAAGACCUGAUUAGUGAAGUUCGCGCUCUCGGAUCCAAGGUCGGCGCAGUCGGCGCCGAUGUCACAGAGAUGAAGUCGAGAAUGGAGCUGGAUGACGAACAGAAAAUCCUAGAAUGGCUUUCGCCAGCCAACUACGGCCUCCAGCAAGCCAAGCACAUGAAAACCCGUCAAGAGGGGACCGGCCAGUGGCUCCUCGACUCUGCCAAGUUCAAGGAAUGGGUCGAAACCAGCCAGCAGACGCUGUUCUGCCCGGGGAUGCCCGGGACCGGAAAGACGAUACUCACGGCCGUCGUUAUUGACAGCCUCGCUUCCCGCUUUGCGCACGACCCCUCUGUCGGGAUCGCCUACAUCUACUUUAACUUUUUGCAGCAAGGAGAGACGACGGCGGAGGAGCUAUUCGCAAGCCUGCUGCGACAGCUAGCCCAACACGAAUCUCCUCUGCCGGAGGGCCUACGGCGUCUCUUUGACCAUCACAAGGGGACUCGGACGCGGCCGUCGCGGGGCGAGAUUCUGGAGGUCCUCCAUUCGGUGAUUCGCACGCGCUCAAGGGUGUUUAUCGCCGUCGACGCCAUCGACGAAUGCCCAGAAACCGACCAAUGUCGGACAACGUUUGUGGAAGGGCUCCUGGACCUUGGGGGCCUCGGCGUGAACACAUUUGCCACCUCGAGGUUCAUUCCAGACGUCACAGACAUGUUCGACAAGGACAACUGGUUGGAAAUCCGCGUUAGCGAUGCGGACGUGGCCGGAUUUGUGGGCGCGCAAAUUUCGCGAGCGGGGUCUGAUUUUUUGAAGAAGGUGCGAGAGGAAGCCACAGCUGAGAUUGUAAAAGCUGCUGGAGGAAUAUUCCUGCUGGCAAAGCUCGACUUGGAUUCGCUCUUGGAUGAGAAACUGCCUAAGGGAGUCAGAGCCGCCCUAAAGACCCUCCCCACGGGCUCGAAAGCGUACUCCGGCGCUUACGAGAACGCCAUGAAGAGGAUAGAGCACCAACGCCCGGCGUAUGCCAAGGUCGCCAAAGCGGUCCUUUUGUGGAUCGUCUGUGCCAGACGGCAAUUGACCUUGCCGGAGCUCUGCCAUGCGCUUGCUUUCGAUGCUGGCGACUCCGGGAUCGACCUGGAAAACGUCCCGGAGCCCCGAGAUCUGGUCUCGGUAUGUGCCGGAUUGGUUAUUUCCGACGAGCAAAGUGGGCUCGUCCGCCUGUUUCACAACACCACACGGGAAUACUUUGCGCGGACGCGGGCGCGCUGGUUUCCUACCGCCGAUGACGACAUUGCCCGGGCUUGCGCCACCUAUCUCUCGUUCAACGUCUUCAGGUCCGGGCCCUGUCCGACGGACGCCGAGCUUGGAGAACGGCUGCGCACCUAUCCGCUGUACGACUACGCCGCCAAGUACUGGGGCCAUCACGCCCGCGACGCACUGAGCCUAGAUACCUCGGUAUUAGAUCUUCUACAAUCCACGCCCCUGUCUGAAGCGUCGAGCCAAGCACUCCUGGCUGUUGAGGGCACGGGUGGGUCACAGCGCACCACACGCGUCACCGGGCUUCACUUGGCAGCGUAUUUCGGGGUCGAUAGUGCUGUGCCCGAUCUACUCGGCAUAUAUGGCCGGGACCCAGAAGAUAGCCACGGACGGACGCCGUUGUCGUGGGCCGCGGAGAACGGCCGCUUAGCCGUCGUGAGGCGGCUACUUCACCUCGACGCGGAUCGCCAGCGAGCGGACCGCUCGGGCUGGACCCCUUUAUACUGGGCUGCCCAGCGCGGCCACAGGGCUGUCGAGGAGCUUCUGCGCAGCGAGGACACUAGUGCCUUGUCGCCAAGCGUGGACGACAAGAAAGUGUUGCCGGCCACCCCGGAUUCGUCGCAGACGCCGGCCCUCCCGGCCGGCGAGGCCACCGUACGGCUCCUGAUCGACAAGGACGUCCGCACCAAUCUAAUGGAUAGCCAAGGGCAGACAGCCCUUGUACAGCAGGCUCCGCGCGGCAGCGACGCCGCCGUACGGCUACUACUCUCCUGCCAGGGUUCCAACCGGGCCCCGCGCCAGACUCCGCUGCUAUGGGCUGCUGCAGGGGGACACCUGGCCGUUGUGCGGCAGCUGCUCGACACGGGCGCCGAAGCCGGGUCGGCUGACGAUCGAGGCCGGACACUGCUUUCCUUGGCAGCCGGAAACGGCCACGAGGAAGUUGUGGAGUUGCUGUUGGAGCAGGGUGCGCCGGCCGAGUCGGCAGAUGACCAGGGGCGAACGCCGCUAUCGUGGGCUGCUGCGAAUGGGCAUAAGGCCGUUGUGCGUUUGCUGCUGGACAAGGGCGCUAAGGCUGACUCGAUGGACGAAGAGGGAUGGACACCGCUUUUGCGGGCCGCAGCGGGCAAACACGUUGCCACCGUGUGGCUGCUGGUUGCCGAGGGGGCCAAUCCCGACCUGGCGCAUCUUGUGCUGCCAACUCUGCUGGAAGACGUGAGGACACUGGAGUCAUGGGCAACGGAGAACGGGAAUGAAGCUGUUUCGAAGUCACUACCAGAUACCGGGGAAAACAUCGACUCGAUCAAUGGCAAAAUGGUGGCGAUGCUAGCAUACGCCGCCGAGAAGGGGCAUGCAAAUAUUGUGCGAAUUCUACUCGACAUAGGCGCCAGCACCGAGCUACCGGUUGGUGGUCAAGGAACACCACUGCUACUAGCCGCCAAAAGCGGGCAUAGGGCGGUAGUCGAGCUGUUGCUCGAAAGGGGCGCCAACCCAGAUUCAAGUAACUCCCAUGGCGAUACACCGCUGACAUGGGCUGCAACGCAGGGGCAUGAAGCAGUGGUGAAAUUGUUGCUUAAAAGGGGCGCCGACCUAGAGUGUCGUGAUAAAGAUGGCGAUACAUCGCUAAAUUGUGCGGUAAUAUCGGGGCACGAAGCAAUAGUAAAGUUGUUGCUGGAGAAAGGUGCAGCUCUAGACUCGAAAAACAACAACGGCAGUACCCCACUCUUCAAUGCCGCUUUGCGUGGGCAUAAGGCGGUAACCAAGUUAUUGCUCAAAAGGGGCGCCGACCUAGAGUUGAGUGACAAUCACGGUAAUACACCACUGGCGAGGGCAGUGGGAAUGGGGCACGAAGAAAUAGCGAAGUUGUUGCUAGAGAAAGGUGCGUUUCUGCACUCAAGGAAUGUCGCAGGCGAUACCCCACUCCUAUGGGCCGUCGCAUGCGGCCAGGGGACGUUAGUCAAGCUAUUGCUCGAAAGGGGCGCCGACUUAAACUCGAAGAACAUUCAUGGUAUUACACCACUGUCGUGCGCUAGACGGGAGGGACACCAAGCAAUAGUGAAGUUGUUACAGGAGAAAGGUGCCACGGCCUAG